Striga hermonthica is the source of this 873-nucleotide messenger RNA. The record is from the annotation of a GenBank genome assembly. Lineage: Eukaryota; Viridiplantae; Streptophyta; Magnoliopsida; Lamiales; Orobanchaceae.
UUGUGGAAAGGGCGCAAGCCUAGUUUCUCUCAAAUUCGAAUUUGGGGUUGCACUGCACAUGUCUUAGUGCAGGAGGCUGGCAAGUUGGAGAAACGAUCAGAAGUGAGACUGUUUGUCGGCUACUCCAAGGAAACGAAAGGUGGUUUAUUUUAUAGUCCUGAGGAUCAGAAGGUGAUCGUUAGUACGAACGCUAGAUUCUUGGAAGAAGACUAUAUCCUAGAUCAUAAGCCCAGUAGUAAACUUGUCCUAGAGGAGUUAGGGAGAGAUAUCGGUAGUUCCCCACCGAGUGCGCAAGUAGAUACAUCACAUAGUAAUACAACACGUAACACUGAUAGUGUGUCAGUACAGUCGGUACCUCUUCGUAGUGAGAGGGUUUCUACACAACCCGACCGAUGGAUAGGUCUUGGAGAGUCAUCGGACUCAGUUCCAAGAGACCUAGAAUCGGACCCAAGAACUUAUGACGAGGCACUCCAAGAUAGAGAUGCAAAUUCGUGGAAGGUUGCAAUGAAAGCUGAGAUGGGGUCUAUGGACACCAAUCAGGUCUGGGAUCUUGUAGAACCACCCGAUGGGAUACGUCCCAUUGGAUGCAAGUGGGUUUACAAGAGAAAGAGGGGAUCGGAUGGAAAGGUGGAAACCUUUAAAGCUAGGCUUGUUGCGAAAGGUGAUACCCAGAAAGAGGGUAUCAAUUAUGAUGAAACCUUUUCGCCAGUAGCUAUGCUUAAAUCCAUUCGGAUUCUCUUAGCUGUAGCCACUCAUAUGGAUUAUGAAGUGUGGCAGAUGGAUGUUAAGACGGCUUUCCUUAAUGGGAACCAUCAGGAAGACAUCUAUAUGCAGCAGCCAGAAGGAUUCAUUGCAAAAGGGCAUGAGCACUUA